UUSUUCAAGGAGAAUGUUCUGAGUGGAUAGAACAACACAACUUUAGACUGACCUCUUCAAACUUUGRAAAAGUUUAUUUCAGAGUCAAAACCCCAACAAAUGCAAUGCUGAACAGCAUAUUUGAGAAUCAAGAUUUAUCAAAAGUUAAAUCAAUUAAUCAUGGAAAAAUGAAAGAAAAAAUUGCAAGAAUGACAUAUGCACAUAAAAUGCAAAAUAAACAAAAGCACUUUGCAGUAUUUGAUGCAGGGAUUACUGUAAGUCCAUCUACUCCAUAUCUAGCUGCAAGCCCUGAUGGCAAAAUUUUUGACCCAUCAGGCAGCUCAAAAUAUGGACUUCUUGAGAUCAAAUGCCCUUUCUCAAAAAAAGAUGAGACUUUAGAACAAGCAGCUGCAGAUCCAAACUUCUAUCUUAAACUAAAUGAAGAUGGAAACUUUUACUUGAAGAGUGAACAUCGGUCAGGCUAUUUUGCUCAAGUCCAAGGGCAGCUAGCAUUAACAGGUCUGGAAUGGUGUGACUUUUGUGUUUAUUUAUCACAAAGUAAUGAGAUGUGCGUAGACAGAAUAUAUUUUGAUCAAGAUUAUUGGUCACAAGAACUAUUUCCAAAGCUUAAAGAAUUUUACAUGAAACAUGCUUUACCUUUUCUUGUUGAAAGAGAACAUGAUAUUUAACAGUAUGUUAAGGUUUGAGGUGUAUGUACACCUUCUGCAAAGCAAGAUAUUACAA
Molecule: messenger RNA, 723 nt
Organism: Exaiptasia diaphana
Lineage: Eukaryota; Metazoa; Cnidaria; Anthozoa; Actiniaria; Aiptasiidae
Exons: 1
Coding region: 105-668 (187 amino acids)
Source: RefSeq, a predicted model, not a curated record